Messenger RNA from Mangifera indica (mango), 591 nucleotides. RefSeq names its product protein BRICK 1. The coding region runs from base 128 to 385 and encodes 85 amino acids. Lineage: Eukaryota; Viridiplantae; Streptophyta; Magnoliopsida; Sapindales; Anacardiaceae. Gene Ontology annotation, biological process: regulation of actin polymerization or depolymerization; actin filament organization; cell motility. The record is from RefSeq and is a predicted model, not a curated record. Gene Ontology annotation, cellular component: SCAR complex. The transcript has 2 exons. Gene Ontology annotation, molecular function: protein-containing complex binding.
GUCUUUAUUAAUGAGGGUUGCCUUGCCUUCAAUUGAAGUAAGCACAAAAAGAGAAGUAGCUGAACCUAACAACCACCAACAAAUAAUCAGAUGUGUUUGGGUUCGGGUUUGAGCUUAUGAGCAAAGAAUGGCUAGAGCUGGAGGAAUAACAAACGCAGUGAAUGUCGGAAUUGCUGUUCAAGCUGAUUGGGAAAAUCGUGAGUUUAUUUCUCACAUUUCUCUCAACGUUCGUCGCCUUUUCGAAUUCCUUGUCCAAUUUGAGGCUACAACAAAGAGCAAAUUAGCUUCACUAAAUGAGAAGCUUGACACGCUGGAGCGUCGUUUAGAAUUGCUUGAAGUCCAAGUGGGUACUGCAUCAGCAAAUCCACAUCUUUUCACCACCUGAUGCCUCUAAUUAUGUGAUUGUAGAAAAGAAACUUCCAUGUAAGCGUCUUCUUUUGUGUUGUGAAUGGAUUUCUUGGUCUCUGAUGCAAUUGUGAAGUAUUAUAUCCCUCUAUUACAUGUGAUUCAGUUUAUCCUGAUUUGGUGUAACAGAAAUUUGUAUUGAUUUGUGUUACCAUUUUGUGGAUGUAAUACAUAUUAGUUGAUGUA